Porites lobata is the source of this 906-nucleotide messenger RNA. The record is from the annotation of a GenBank genome assembly. Lineage: Eukaryota; Metazoa; Cnidaria; Anthozoa; Scleractinia; Poritidae.
AUGGAGGUGACAAAUGUUACCGAAAAUGAAAACCAGAUAGUGGUCGAAGAACUGUUCUGCUCGGAGACAGUCACUGGAGGGUUGCAUGGCCAGCUAACCUUUCUUUCAGCUUUUAACAUUUUCCUGUCCAUUGCAGCAUUUCUGGGGAAUACACUGAUCCUAGUUGCCCUACACAAGGAAACUUCAACACACCCGUCGUCCAAACUGCUGUAUCGUAACCUAGCGAUAACAGAUCUCUGUGUUGGUAUGGUUGCGGAGCCUUUGGCUGUGACUUACUGGACUUCUGUUGUGAAUAGGCAGUGGCAUAUUUGCUUUUAUGCACAUAAGGCCGGACCCAUCUCAAGCUAUAUUUUGUGUUCGGUGUCUUUGUACACUGUAACCGCAAUAAGCGUGGACAGACUUCUUGCUCUGUUACUAGGGCUAAGAUACAGACAAGUGGUAACUUUGAAAAGAAUACGUAUAACUUUGAUUGGUUUUUGGCUAUUGUCGCUUCUUUCUUCGUUAAAUUUCUUUGGAAUUCAAAUAAUGUGGUGGCUUCCAAGGGUAGGUGGUAGUCUAUGCCUAGUCACCUCAAUAUUCUCUUACAUAAAAAUUUUCUUCACCCUGCGUCACAACCAAAUACGUGUUCAGAACCACGUUUCUCAAGGACAACCGAACCAAACAAUUCCACUGAAUAGAGCUCGAUACAGAAAAGCUGUGAACAGUGUACUUUGGGUGCAGGUAGCAUUGGCUGUUUGUUACCUGCCUUCAAUUAUAACGUCAGCUUGGUUAAUACCUCAAGGAGAGGUGCCUUUAAAUUUUUACAUUGCUCGCCAAUUUACCAGUACUUUAGUGUUCUUAAACUCGUCGCUAAACCCAUUAAUUUAUUGUUGGAAGAUCAGAGAAGUAAGGGAAGCUGUAAAAGAA